Molecule: messenger RNA, 1649 nt
Organism: Tuber aestivum (summer truffle)
Lineage: Eukaryota; Fungi; Ascomycota; Pezizomycetes; Pezizales; Tuberaceae
Source: the annotation of a GenBank genome assembly
AUCAUAUCAAACCUAGCUGCCAUACCGCUAUUGCCAAAAAAAAACUUUAUCGCAACAACACCUCGAGGCCACCUUCCCCCCCAUACAAACCGUGUUUUAAGAUGUCUUCGGCCUUCGUCGAUUCGGAUCUUGACCCGCUCGAACCCACUCUCCAAUCCAUUCUGGACCAGAAGAGCCUGCGAUGGAUUUUUGUCGGCGGGAAGGGUGGAGUCGGAAAGACUACUACCUCCUGCUCCCUAGCCAUCCAGCUCGCCAAAGUCCGCGAGAGUGUUCUGCUGAUAUCCACGGAUCCUGCACACAACUUGAGCGAUGCCUUUAAUCAGAAGUUUGGCAAGGAAGCGAGGAAGGUUGAGGGGUUCGAUAAUUUGAGUGCCAUGGAGAUUGACCCGAACGGCAGCAUGCAGGAGUUGAUCGAGGGAGGUGAGCUCGGCAUACCUCUUCUGUAAUAGCGAUGAAAACCAUUUUGCUCUCGGUUGCCUGACGUUUUCUCUAGCUGAGGGCUCGCAGAAUCCAUUGGGGAACAUGAUGCAGGAUCUUGCAUUUACUGUAUGUUGUCAUCUUCUGCUUUCAACGAAAGCUUGUCGGUUUUGACGGGUUGCUUUUAGAUCCCUGGAGUAGAUGAAGCCAUGUCCUUCGCCGAAGUUCUAAAGCAGGUCAAGUCCCUCUCGUACUCGACUAUCGUGUUCGAUACCGCUCCUACCGGCCAUACCCUGCGCUUCCUCCAAUUCCCCGCGGUGCUGGAGAAGGCUUUAUCAAAGAUCUCUCAAUUGAGCGGGAAGUUCGGGCCAAUGCUUAACGGUAUUCUGGGAGCUCAGGGUGGGCCGGGCGGCGUCGACGAGAUGAUGCAGAAAAUGGAGGGCAUGCGAGAGGUCAUUGGUGAAGUUUCCAAGCAGUUCAAAGACCCUGACCUGACUACGUGAGUGAACCCCCUUCUGUCGUUAGUAGAGGCUCAGUGAUGCCAGCUUGGUUUACAUGAGAUGAGGUCUGACCUUGAUAAAUAGCUUCAUCUGUGUUUGUAUUCCAGAGUUCCUUUCCCUCUAUGAGACGGAGCGCAUGAUCCAAGAACUCAACAACUACCAGAUUGACACUCAUAGCAUCGUUGUCAAUCAGCUCCUCUUCCCUCAGAAGGGCUCUACCUGUGAGCAGUGCACCGCUAGGCGAAGAAUGCAAAAGAAAUAUCUCGAGCAGAUUGAAGAACUCUAUGAGGAUUUCAAUGUUGUCAAGUGCCCGUUGCUUGUAGAGGAGAUUAGGGGAAGCGAUAAGCUAAGAAAUUUUUCGGGGAUGUUGGUUAAACCCUAUGAGCCUCCAGCGGAAGAUUAAGAAACCCGUUAUUAGCUCAACAGGGGGGGGGGGAUGGAUGCCGUAUAAAUCAUGUCGUUUUUCCGGGAGUUUGUCUGGUGUCAGAAUACCUCGCCGGUCCAUAGAUGAAGAGGACGGUGUGUAGAUCCUAGUGGUCUUGUUUGCCGAUGCCGAAUAAAUAGUUUGCUUUACCGCUAUUACUCUUGUUAUCUUAAUCACUCUGCAUGGCGGAACCCCGUGGGAGAUCCCAUCUUAGUUGUUCAGGUAUACCGGAAAAGUUCUAAUUGCCGAGGCGCAUGCGGACAUUGGGCAUUUGUUUAUUAGAGAAACAACUCAGGUUGUAUGCCACU